Adelges cooleyi (spruce gall adelgid) is the source of this 3143-nucleotide messenger RNA. RefSeq names its product glutamate receptor-interacting protein 2 (gene Grip). The transcript has 15 exons. The record is from RefSeq and is a predicted model, not a curated record. Gene Ontology annotation, molecular function: protein binding. Lineage: Eukaryota; Metazoa; Arthropoda; Insecta; Hemiptera; Adelgidae. The coding region runs from base 529 to 2985 and encodes 818 amino acids. Gene Ontology annotation, biological process: neurotransmitter receptor transport, endosome to postsynaptic membrane.
AGACUGAUCUCGGGGAGUGCACAAAAAAAAAUAUUAUAUAGAUUAUGUUUUUUUCAUUUGACCUAACCUUUCCGCAUACCCGAUAAUAAUAUUGUUUUUUGGUUUUUACUACACAUACACCGUAUCAGAGUCCUAGUGUUGGGUUAAGUCAAGUAAAACCUACCCGGCCUGCGGUGGACAAAGAGGGCGGCGGCGGUACGGCGUUUUCUCUUUACAGGCCGUCGAGACGUCGAGGAUAGUAUAGUAGCAAAAAGGGACGGAGGCGCAGACGGUGGCGUCGUGGCGCGUUCCAAAAUUAAACCAUCAGCCAACUGGAUCACCGCGCGCGACACGGACCACAAGUCUGUUACACACACAGGACCACAGUAUAAUAAUAUUAUAAUCUUUGCUGUCACCCAGCAGUCAGCACACAUACGGAUACGACGGUACCGCGGUUAACAGUGGUUGUGUGUUGUCGCCGGCAAUUUUUUGUUUGUUCUUUCGAAACAAUUUUUUCCAUACACAAAACGAGUGCACCAUGUCUGUGAAAUGUUUUCGUCGCUAAAAUUGUCCGCGCUCAGGUCCAAGAACGGAGGAAGCAACAACAGUGUCAACCGACAGUCGCCCAACGGCAACGAGCAACACCGGAAGUCGACCGGCAAAUGGUUGUUGGAUAAGGUGUGUUCUUCGCAAAAGGCCGAUGACUGCGGCAGCCGUAUGGUGUCAGACGCUGUAAAGGUAUACGAGCCUGCCCAUAGGCGCUAUGCCGACCACUGCACUUAUUACGGCGGCAAAUACAAUACCAACAGCAAUCAAUGCGUCAAACACAAAGUAAUCGACGUGUUCAUCGAACGCGAAGACGGCAGCUUAGGCAUAGUGCUUCGUGGCGGCGCUCAUGUCGACCCGGAUAUGUGUCGACCACUGAUAGUCACACACGUUCGUAUCGAUGGUCCAGCUGACAGAGAAGGGACGAUCAAGGUUGGUGACCAUUUAUUGGCAGUGGACGGAGUUUCGCUUAAUGGCCUGACCCUGGCAGAAGCCGAUGCCGUGCUCCGACAAUCGGAUGGUGCUUGCCGGCUGUCUAUUCGAUAUAAGGUGUCGGCUGCGGAGAGAAUCGGCGAUACUGUCAAUCCCAUGAUGGUGGAAGUCGAAAGCCCACGACCUCAUCAGCUGGGCUUAAGCCUGACCAACACGAUCAAUAAUAGUGCUGUGAUCGUCGACCAUGUGAAACCCGGCAGCAUAGCUGAACGGUGUGGUGCCAUAUUCCCGGGAGAUCAAAUAGUGGCAGUCAACGACACGAGGGUGGCGGGUACCAGGACGGCGGCUAGCGACGUAUACAAGCUGUUGAGGAUGUGCGGUGGCACUCAGCCCACGCUCAGGUUGGAAAUAAUACCGGCAUACACUUCAGACUUGAUUCACGCCGACUACUGUUCGUCGUACGAUUUACGCCAAAACAUGUAUUGCCUGUACGAAGACCCGGUCGAACCGUCCGUAUGGGAACCGACGGAAUCGCACAACGUGGUGCGGACGGACUACACGAUACUGACUCUGGUCGCCGACGAAAACGGCAGGUUCGGCAUGGACGUCCGGUCGAACAGCUCGGCGUUCGUGGUAUGUUCAAUUGAACACGGAGGACCCGCAGACCAGACCGGUUGCUUGCAGGUGGGCGACCGCAUACUGUCCGUGAACGGUUGCAAGAGCGCCAGUUUCGUGGCCUCGAGCCAGCAACCCUUGCACGAGUUCUUGGGGCCCGAAGUGAAAAACGCCUGCAUCAAGGUGGAGUUCGACAUUAUCGAUUUCGUGGUGCCCACGUCCGGCGAAUUCACGGUAAAACUGGUGAAGAGCGAAAACCGAAGCCUCGGAAUCACAAUAACAGAUGACGGCAACGGGCACGUGUCUAUUUCUGAAAUCAUUCCCGGGUCGAUAGCACAUCGGUCGGGGACUUUAAAGACCGGCGACACAUUGCUGGCGGUGGAUAACAAGUCAUUGCACAACUGCACAAUGCAAGAGGCAACGGAAAUACUUCAGGAUGCUGGAGACGUUGUCACUCUACACGUGCAAACGUCAAACGUCGAAUUAGACGAUUACGAAAACGACGACGACUUGGUUCAGUACACGGUGGAGUUAUACAAGAAGGGAGAACCCUUGGGCAUCACCAUUACUGGAUCUGAGGAUUGUCGGUUACCAAUUUCCAUACAAGAACUUUCUCCAGGUGGCCUAGUUGCCCGUACUGGAGCUAUCCACAUAGGCGACCGGUUGUUGGCCAUCAACGGAACUGAUCUGUCCGAAGCACCUUUGUCCACCGCCAUUGCGCAAUUGCAGAACACCGACGACCGUGUAGUGAUCACCGUGUCUCGUCCACAACGGCCGGUGUACACAAGCAUUGGGCUGCUGUCGACCGAUUCGGCCAUCGAAUCGGAUACCACUCAGUCGGCACCCAACCUGCACGAGCCGACACCCGAAAGGAUAGUGCUUCGGCAUAGGUCCAACAGUGCUCAGAGGAAAGUGCCGGAGUUCGACAGCGACUAUUUUGGAGGCACGCUGAGGCCGUACUACAUAAGAGAGCACACGGACUACGACAUCGACAGCAUAUUUAAAAUUGCCGAAAACCAGGACAGAGACGGACUUCUGGAUUUUGAUUUGUUCCAAGUCACUCUGUUCAAGGACGCCGUAUACGAAGACUUCGGAUUCAGUAUAUCGGACGGCUUGUACGAAAGGGGUGUGUUUGUGAAUAACAUCCGAAAAGGAGGCCCGGCCGACCUGAGCGGCAUGUUGAAACGCUACGAUCGUAUCAUACAAGUAAACAACACCAGAACGGAUGAUUCGGAUUGCUGUUUGACUGUGCCGUUAGUUGCAUCAGCCGGCGAUAGAAUAACGUUGACAGUGGAGAGACGCAACAACAUGUCAAGAGUGCAGUUUCCUACGGUAAGGUAUUUCUGGACUGAUUUCAAUAACGAGUUGUUACACAAUACAAAUUGCAAUACACAAUCAACUAUUAACUUUUAAGCUAAUUAAAUAAUAUACCUGAUAAAUAAAAAAUACAUAUUUAUAUUACUAGAAUUAUUAAGGUUAUUAUUAAUUGUUUUUUUUUUUUACAUUUCACCUUUUCAUCUUUGUUAAUUUCAAAAAUAAUUUUUAAUUUGUGUAUGUGAAGUAUAAUUUUA